GUACAAAUAUGCAGACAGUUAUAUCCCAUUAACUAUAGGUUUUAUUUGGUCCAAAAUAUUAUUUUAUUUUCAUUAUUUUAAUAGUCCAAGACUAAUUUUGGAAAAUCCAAACUAUUAAAUUUUACUCUGUUCAAAACACACUAUGCAUUCAGUCUAGAAUCAACACUGUUGCAUUGUGUUCUCAAAUCAAGGGAAUUUCAUAAGGGUCAGGUCAUGUUGUCACAUUUCUAUUAUUGUCACACAGGUUUCGUGUCUUUACAGUGUGUACAGAGUAAUAGUUUGUACAGGUGUGUGUUUAUGGCAGUGCAUUGAAUAAAUAGCUGUGGGAAGGGGGUUUAAAGUUCAUCUCUCAUUCAGACUGGGCUGGAAAAACCUUUUUGGUAUUAGAGAUACUGUAGUUUUUAGUUUAUUCAGAGUAUUUUAUAUUUAUUUUAGUUUACAUUUCAGUAUUUAGAGCUAGAUAUAUUUUAAAAAUGUUUAACAUUGUUACAUUUCUCAAGGCCAUGAAGUGAUGUGUCAAAACUAAUGCAACUUUUGAUCUUGGUUUUUAUUUGACUUUUUACACUUUACAAUAAGGUUGCAUUUGUUAACGUCAGUUAAUUACAUUAGUUAACACAAACUAAAAAAGCAAGAAUUGUUAGGUCAUUUCCACAUUUCCACUACAUAUUUAAAUUUUUUCUCGUAACCUUCAACUUUAAGUUAAUGCACAAUGAACACGUGCAACCAGUAAACAAUUAUAUUAGGAUAUAUGUUAUUACAAUAUGCUCUCUUUGAUAGUUCAUGUUUGCUCAUUAAAUAAUGUUACGAUUGAGACCUUAAGUGUUACCCAAUUAGGGGUUUUUUUGUUCAUGUUUUUGAAUUUUUUUGACCUGGCUUUUCUCUUUAUCCUGAAUCUGAUAGGGUAACAUAGUAACUAUUUUGAUCUUUUUCUUUCGCUUACUCUAUCAAAUUCAUAAAGGGGUCAGGUGGAAACAAAUCCUCAAUUACAAGCGAUUAUAUAGAGCACCAGUACAACCAAAACCCAAACGGCUCGGUCCAGUUUACUGCAGGUCGCAUGACUUACAUCGUGGACUUCACUGCCAUGACUCAAACCAACCUGUCCACACACAUGAACAGAAAAGUUAGAAGGCGGCCGAAAUUCAACUCAAUAGUAACAGUCAACAGCAGUUCUCUCUCUGUGACCCCAACAAAUUCAUCUACUGAAUGCAUCUGGGAGUUUAUGGGCGAUGAAGGCAUCUGGACUGAGUAUCAGAAACCAGGAUGUUCACUGGAUAGUCCAGAAGUGGAGAGAUUGUAUCAGCUUAAUCCUCAGUCCCAGGUUUCAUUCACUGCUGGCCGACAAAUUUAUACACUUGAUUUUAGUGGAAUGCAUCAAGUGAAUAAGAAAUAUGGUACAAAAAGACACGUGAGGAGAAUAGCGUGUGAAGCCCAGCAAACAAACAGUCAAUUCUCACAAGCUUGCUGGCAGUUCAAAGACAUGGACGGCAACUGGAAGAAUUAUAGUAAAGGUGGUUCUCGGGGUCAUUGCAGUGUAUCUAGUCAAGAUAUCGAGGCUCAGUACCAGUUGGAUACCGUCAAAAUGAGCUUCAGGGCGGGCAGAUUCAACUAUGAGCUUAACUUCUCAGACAUGACCCAGACAAAUCUGUCCACUAACACCAGAAGAUCUGUACGUCGCAUUGAGCAGUGACCUCACCUGCCAGUUCUUAAUUAUUACUGUUUACUUACAUUUUUAUGUGCAUUUCUCAGGUAGACAACUGCCUUAUAGCCAUUCUCAACCUCUACUGCCCCGAUGCACUAUGUUUUUUCAGCAUUAUAAAACAGAUAUCUCUGAUCCUUUAUGCUGGAUUGUUGAUAGCUGUGUAUAAAGUAUAAACUUUUUUCAAGUGCAUUAUCUAAAUAACUGAGUGUGCCAAUUGCUAUUCCUUAUGGUGGAUUUGUUUAACUCAAAAUGCAUUUUAUAAAUAAUUCCAAAUUAUAAGUAAUUAAUUAUAUGUCAAGAUAUGUGAUAUAUAUCACAGAAAUAUUUAUGCGGUCACAAUAAGCCAUGGGGGAGUUUUUUUCCACUAUUUGUUUCAUAAAAAAUGAUGAUGUGGAAAAUAAUAGGCUUAACAGGGUAUAUAUAUUUGUUAUAAAUAAAUAAAAUCAUUUUGAAAGACUGUGACAUUUAUUUGAUGGUGAUGGCGGUGGAUGUAUUGUAUUAGUAAAAUAAUUGGAUACAAAUUUGUACUACUUCUGUAAACAGUGUUUUCAAACUGGGUAUGGAUCCAGAGGGCCACGGAUUUUGUGGCAUUUUAUGAAAUAUAGAAAUUUGAUGUUUCAGCAUUGUAUAACUGAAUAUGUGUUUGAAAGUCUUAUUUGGGGGCUGCAAAACUGAUGCAUUCUACACAAAUGGGGCCUUACAAGGAAAAGGUUUGAGAACUGUCAUAUGAUACACUACAACACAAAAUUUUAACACAAAGAAGUUAUGUAUGAAGGCAAGUGUUACCCUUGAAAUAAUAAAUUUAUUUGAUUGCAAAAAUCACCAUCUUACCAACAAUCUAGUUCACAUUUUUUAAAUUAAAACAAUCCCACAUUAUCAUUUUAACCUACAAUAACUGCAUGUAGUGCAACACUCAUACAGUUAGUCAUUUUUUACAAUCUCCAUCAUAGACCUCUUAUUGCACAACUCUCAACAUAAGGCCUCUUAUUCAUAAGACCAGGAAAAGUGUUCCCUUUAAAUAAAACCUAUCUGGAUAUUAAACAUCCUCUUCAUGAAAAUGAUUCGCUUACAACAGUUUUUAAAAAACGGUAAGUGGCAGUUCACCUUCAUAUACUGUACACAUCAUUCAUGUGGUCGUAGAAAUCCGCAUUUUGGAGACCUGCCGUGUCGCAGCUAUCCAUUUGGUCAUGAUAUGGAAUAUAUUCAAUUGGUCACCAGACUGAUCUCCUCAACAGAAAACUUCAGAGGUGCAAACGCUAACAUACAAAACAAGAGACUGAAUGUGGCGCCACUGUUUGAUCAGUAACUUUCCAUAAAACACAACAUUACGGAAUAUAUAACUGGGAACACUGGGAAGGAAGUAACAGUAGAAAGCAGACAAACACAUCAAGCCUUUUUUAUGAUAAAGGAGCACAGCCACUUUGUGUACUUGUAAAGCCAUUUGUACUUCUGCAUAUUUCAAUUCAAUACACAUGUCGUUCAAAACCUGUAUAUGACUCUUCUGGAACACAAAAGGAGAUAAAUUGAGAGAUGUCACGGUGGUUUUGUGUCCAUACAUUGGAAGUCAAUAGGGGCCAAUGUUGUUUGGUAACCAACGGCCUUCAAAAUAUCUUCUUUUGUGUUCUGCAGAAAAAUAAUUUUUGGGUGAACUAUCCGUUUAAGAAUUAUUUUUACAUUACUGUAAUGCAAAAUGAUACUUGCAACAGUUCAAUAGGUUCAGUUGCAAGUAUCAUUGUAUUGUAUGCAGAUAUUAUGACUUCCAUUGUUACAUUAUAGCAAUGAGAAUCUGAAGUGGUAUACUUCAUUGUAAUUACAAAAACAUCAUAAAAGUCAUGAAAACAGCUUUUGCUUUAAGAAAAAUUAUAUACAAUCAUUAUUUCAUCCAGGAAUGGUUUUACGAAUUUGUUCCACUCAUGUUUCAUAAAUGAAGCUCGUGAAUUCUGUUCAACAUCCGCCAUUACUGGCUAAUGAAGCACAAACUCUUUUGAAAGAACUGACAACAUCCCAACACGACAAACCCUACAGUUUCCAGCUCGAUUACAUUUAGUGCAACUACAAUAUGCCAGUGUCCUCAUUUUGAGACUUCUCCUCAGUGUAUCAAAGUAUAUAUCAGUAUGAAACUCAAACAAUAUCACCGGUUACGGUAUAUACACAAAGAAUACAUUACAGAUCUGUCGCUUGUCACUUUUAGCUCAGAGUUGGGAGAAAAACUGAGAGACUUUCAGCAAAAACAGCUUGGAAGUUGGUUCAUUCUGGCGAGGGGUAAACGUGACACUCCAGCAAAAACGAAAUGAAACCAAAAGUGCUCGAGUUUGACGCUACCAUCUAAAAUUGGCCUUCUCUUUUAAGCUUUGAUUUAUUUUUCUUUCUAAAGGUUAAGAUGACCGACCGUGUGAAUACAAAUCUUCCACUGACUAAAGCAACUAUCGACAGAAGAGCCCAAACGUCUCGCUUCUUAAAGGGAUAGUUCACCGAAAAAUGAAAAUUCUGCCAUCAUUUACUCGCCCUCAGAUUGUUCUAAACCUGUAUACAUGUCUUUGUUCUGCUAAACACAAAGGAAGAUAUUUGUAAGAAUGUCGGUAACUAAACAGAUCUCAUCCCUCAUUGACUCCCAUUGUGUUUAUUUUCCCUACCAUGGCAGUAAAUGGGGGAUGAGAUCUGUUGGAUACUGACAUU
This is a messenger RNA of Triplophysa rosa, 4375 nucleotides long. RefSeq lists its product as uncharacterized. The transcript has 8 exons. Bases 1055 to 1687 code for a protein of 210 amino acids. NCBI's taxonomy places the organism in Eukaryota, Metazoa, Chordata, Actinopteri, Cypriniformes, Nemacheilidae. The record is from RefSeq and is a predicted model, not a curated record. Gene Ontology annotation, molecular function: zinc ion binding.